Molecule: messenger RNA, 2221 nt
Organism: Cladocopium goreaui
Lineage: Eukaryota; Dinophyceae; Suessiales; Symbiodiniaceae
Source: the annotation of a GenBank genome assembly
AUGUCGGAAGCUUCUGGCGGCACCGAGACACAGGUGCCUACACAGUUGACAAACCUGGUGCCACAGUUUGAUCCUGCUCAACAUGACUUGGAACAAUAUACUCAGAAGGUAGAACUGCUUUCAAGUAUUCGGCCUGCAACGAAGAUGAAUGAACUUAUCACACGUCUCAUACUCGGAACAAGUGGAGCUGCGUUUCAGAAACUACAGCUUCAACGAAGUGAAAUGAUGACUGGAGAUCAGAAAGGUGUUGAACGCCUUGUGACCAUCCUUGGAGGUCAAUGGGGCAAAAUAUCACUGGAGAAGAAGUAUGAAACGUUUGAAAAAGCCAUCUACCGUUGUCAGCAGAGAAAUGAUGAAAGCAAUGACAGCUACCUUGCUAGAGCCGACGUCCUGUGGACAGAACUCUUGACAAGCCAAGUGUCCUUGCAGGAGUUGCAAGCAUAUGCAAUUCUCAGAGGAUCGCAACUGUCAGCAGAGGACAAAAAGCGUGUUAUUUUGGAAUCAGAAGCCACCACCAAGGGAGUGCUCGACAUAUCCAAAGUGAACGCUGCUGUGAGAAUGCUUGGAUCAGGGUUUUUUCAUGAUGUCACAGGUGCCAAAAAGGUCAAAGGGAAGAUCUAUGACAAUCAGGCUCUCAUAGCCGAAGAUGUAGCUGAAUCAGAACAGGUCUUGGUAGCAGAGGAAAGCUUCGAAGAGGACUUCGUUGAUCAGUUAGCUGCCGAGGGUGAUGAGGAUGCAAUCUUAGUUUGUGAGUAUGAGUCGGCCAUGCAGGACACCAUUCAGGAAGAUGAAGAGCUAGCCCAAGCCUACAAUGCAUACACCGAUGCCAGAAAAAGGUUGAGCGAUCGGUUCAAGAACAGGGGAUUCUGGUCUAGCAGUGUUUCUUACAAGGGCAAGUCAAAGGGAUUCAAAGGAAAGGGAAAAGCCAGCAUGAAAGGAAGCCGCAAGAGCUUACAGCAACGGAUUUUUGAAUCCAAUUGCCGCAUCUGCGGCAGGAGGGGGCACUGGAAAUCAGAAUGUCCAGACAGGCCUCGGAACACAACAGGUCAGUUUUCCUCAAACCAGGCACCUACCAUGACGGUGUCAACAAUGCCAGAACCGUUUCCCACCGACGAAACCUUGCUUUUGGAGUUCAUGAUGCUGCCAGAAGUUCAUGAUCAGCCGAUCGAUGAUGCCAGUCAGAGUGAAGCCAGUCUCCUGAGAAAGCAACCGUGCCAAAAUGAGCCAGCCACCGCCGUGCAUUUUGCCGAGAAGCUCGCAAGUGACGAGCAAAUUUUGUUUGCAUCCCAUGGAACACAUGGUAUCCUAGAUACCGGAGCGACCAAAACGGUCAUGGGUAGUAAUCAGGUGUCAGAGCUGCUGCAGCAACUCCAUCCAGAGAUCCGGAAAAGCACGUACAGAUGUCAAUGCAAGAUCACCUUCAGGUUCGGAAAUGAGGGCACGUUGGACAGUCAGCAUGCAAUAGUCAUCCCAAUAGGUCAGGUGGGUCUUAAGGUUGCCAUAGUACCUGGAGGAACACCUUUGUUGCUGUCAAAUUCACUGCUUCGAACCUUGAAGGCACAGGUAGAUGUUUCCCGAAAGGUCCUGGUCAGCCCGUUUCUGAAGAAACCUGUGAGUCUCAACCUCAAUGACAGAGGUCUUUUUCUGGUAGAUAUCAAUGAACUUGCCUUGUCAUCAAGGGCAACAGGACCCGCAGCCGAGACCUUUAUGCACGAUGCACUGGAUGCGAACAUGAGCCUGUCCGAGCGCCUGAGCCGUCUCAGCUCCUCCAAGGGAGAUCCAGAGGAGAUGGAAAAGUUCAAGAUGCUAUCUCUGGAAGAGAUGGGAUCGUCACCCAUCACCUUCGGAAAGGCACAUUUGGGCCGUCCAUAUGCCGAGAUCUGGAAUCAGGAGGCCAAGUGGCUUCAAUGGUUUGUGCGCACCUACGAGACAUCCCAGAAGAUCGAUCACAUGAAACUGCUGCACUAUGUGACUCUCAUGAUCGAGAGGUCCGAGACGGAGACUCCCACAGAGCCUUCACAGAUGCCAGUUCCUCGAACCAAGCCCAAGCCGAAGAGUCAGCCAGCACAGAUGGUGUCAGAGAUAUCGGACGGGGAGGAGGACACGUGGCUAGAGAUGCAGAACCCGCCAACAUACUCCCUGACCGCCAUGGAAUCCGAGAACAUCAUUGCCCUGCAGACACGAAUGAAUCACCUGGAAGGAGCUGUGAGCGAGAUUCUCG